Aphanomyces astaci is the source of this 1546-nucleotide messenger RNA. RefSeq lists its product as hypothetical. Gene Ontology annotation, molecular function: cysteine-type aminopeptidase activity. Gene Ontology annotation, biological process: proteolysis; L-homocysteine catabolic process; response to toxic substance. Lineage: Eukaryota; Oomycota; Saprolegniomycetes; Saprolegniales; Verrucalvaceae. The transcript is spliced from 5 exons. The record is from RefSeq and is a predicted model, not a curated record. Gene Ontology annotation, cellular component: cytoplasm. Bases 191 to 1444 code for a protein of 417 amino acids.
UGCGAUCCACUCCGAAACAGCAUGGCGACGACGACGCCUUCCUCAGCUUCCAGCGUUCCUCUUGACCUUGUCAAGACGUUCACGGACGAAUUCCAAGCCGAACCGCGGUACAUCAUCGCCCAGAACGGCCUCACGUCGACGCACUGGCGCAACAUUGUGUGCAAUCGCCGCGUCAUUGCGCGGCAAACGAAUGUCUUCUCCAAGAAGCUUCCGGACAUGGAUGCCUGCAACCAGAACGAAACGGGGCGGUGCUGGUUGUUUGCCACGGCAACGUUGCUUCGUCGAGCGCUGCACACCAAGUACAACCUGGACAAGGACUUUGAAAUCUCGCAAAACUUCUUUUACUUUUGGGUAUAUAUUUACUGUUCAUCGUUCGUUCUGGCACACAUAUACAUGUUUGUCAUUGCAGGACAAGUUUGAAAAGGUCAACUUCUUCUUGGAAAACAUCCUCGCGACCGCGCACAAGCCCGUGGACACCCGCAUCGUCGCACACUUCCUCAGCGACCCCACGACCGACGGUGGGCAGUGGGAUAUGAUCGUGAACAUCAUCAACAAGUACGGCGCGUGCCCCAAAAACGUGUAUGGCGAGUCGUUCCAAACAGUCGACUCGGAGCGCCUCAACUACCUCCUCGGCGCCAAGCUGCGCGACUUUGCCAAGCAGCUCCGCGACCUCCACGCGACGGGCGCGACCCCCGCCGACUUGCAAGCGGCCAAGGUGCCCAUGCUCCAAGUCUGCCAUCGCAUCCUGUCCAUCCAUCUGGGAACUCCCCCCACCACGUUCGACUUUGAAGCCCACGACAAGGACGAAAAGCAUGUCCGCGUACCUCAUUUGACCCCGCGGACAUUUGUCACGUCCGUUGUACCGAUCGACGUGAACGAUUAUGUGUCCCUUGUCAACGACCCUCGCAAUGCCUUGGACUCUAUCCUCACCAUUGAUCGGCUGGGCAAUGUCGUCGAAGGCAACUCGAUCCGGUACUUGAACGUCGGAGUGUCCGACCUGUGGAAAUAUGCCAAGACGCAACUCGACGCGGACGUGCCGGUCUGGUUUGGCUGCGACUGCGAUGCCGACUCGGAAUUGGACAAGUAUGGCCUUUACUCGACCGACUUGUACGAUCUCAACGCUGUAUUUGGUACGACCUUGACGCUCGACAAACCCGAUCGCAUGCGGUUCCACAAUGGCUCGAUGACGCAUGCGAUGGUGUUUGUGGGAUACAACGCCGUGGACGACAUGGAGAGGCCGGCAGCGUGGAAGGUCGAGAACAGCUGGGGCGUCGGUCGCGGCGCCAAGGGCUUCGAUGUGAUGACCGCCGACUGGUUUGACGAGCACAUGUACCAAGUGGUUGUGCUCAAGAAGUUUCUGUCGCCGAAGCACUUGGCUUUGUGGGACACUGGCACGCCCACUGUCUUGCCAGUGUGGGACCCCAUGGGCAAUUGUUUGCACUAACAACCUCGUCACACAUUGCAACCAUCGCUCGUCAUCUCGUUGGAUGUGUGACAAGGGUAUAAAUACAAUUCAGUGAUGCGAUCUGGUCCAUAUAUCGAAUGG